AUAAAUAAGAGGUUUCUCCAUUGGAAGUUGAGAGCAGAGUAAAAGGCAAGAAGAAGAAGAGAUUCGUAAUGGCGCUGCGGAAGACCCUCGGUCGCCGCUUCUCCAACGUCGCCGCCAAGCUCGCCUCCCCGGACGCCCUUCCCCGUCCUCCUCGGCCCGCUCCCUCGCUCAUCCGAAGGCUUCUCCCUGUCCCGCGCUCCCACGAGCCAGGCCUCCUCGGCCGGUUCUUCCAUCGCACGCCAUUCCUCCAAUCCGCUUCCCCGCCGCCACCUCUUUCCCGGCUCGCGCUUCCGGUGGGGGACGGCCUCUUGGAGAGGAUCCGGGAGAUGAACACUUCCAGGAUUCGGCUCGAAGGGCUCCUUCCCCCGCCGCCCCUGUCGUCGACGACGACGAAUACAGAGGAGGCGAUGGUAUCCGCAGCAGAGGCGAGGAAGGUGGUGCGGGCGGCGCGGGUGGAGGCGGCCCGCACUCGGCUGCGGGAAACCGGCCAGAGCUGCGUCUCCUACUCUGAAUUCGCGCGGGUGUGCCGAGAGGCGGCCGGAGGGACGGAGGAGGGUGCGCGUCUGGGAGCGGCGCUGGACGAAUCCGCCUCCGUCAUCGUCUUGGGCGACGUCGUCCUCAUCCGCCCCGAAAUGGUGACGGCAUUGAUCCAGAGCAUGAUCCGGCCUCCAGCGUCGUCGCGGCAGGAGCGGGAGUUGAAGGAGAUGGAGGCGACGAGGUCGGAGAUCGAGGCGUCGGCGGAGACGGAGGUGAGACGGGAGCUAUGGGCCGGGCUGGCGUUGCUGGCGGCGCAGACGGCGGGGUUCAUGCGGCUUACGUUCUGGGAGCUCUCGUGGGACGUGAUGGAGCCCGUCUGCUUCUACGUGACCUCCCUCUACUUCAUGCUCGGCUACGCCUUCUUCCUCCGCACCUCCAGAGACCCUUCCUUCGAGGGCUUCUUCCAGAGCCGCCUCGACGCCAAGCGGAACCGACUCAUGAAGAAGCGCAACUUCGACGUUGGCCGAUUCAAUGAGCUCAAGAGGCAAAUCGGAGGCACCUUCUCUGCUUCUUCUCAAUCUCGGUCAUCCUCCUUCUCAUCGCUUUAAUGCAACUGCCGUGACAGGAGCUGCAUAUUGUACCAUAUCGAAAGCAGAGUAUUCUGUAGAACUGUUCCUCA
Zingiber officinale is the source of this 1156-nucleotide messenger RNA. RefSeq names its product calcium uniporter protein 2, mitochondrial-like. Bases 69 to 1085 code for a protein of 338 amino acids. Gene Ontology annotation, cellular component: mitochondrial inner membrane; uniplex complex. The transcript is spliced from 2 exons. Gene Ontology annotation, molecular function: uniporter activity; calcium channel activity. The record is from RefSeq and is a predicted model, not a curated record. Lineage: Eukaryota; Viridiplantae; Streptophyta; Magnoliopsida; Zingiberales; Zingiberaceae. Gene Ontology annotation, biological process: mitochondrial calcium ion homeostasis; calcium import into the mitochondrion.